Molecule: messenger RNA, 4866 nt
Organism: Callithrix jacchus (white-tufted-ear marmoset)
Lineage: Eukaryota; Metazoa; Chordata; Mammalia; Primates; Cebidae
Gene: TMEM179
Product: transmembrane protein 179
Source: RefSeq, a predicted model, not a curated record
CGCCGGGAGCUGUCCGCGGUGCUGCCCGCAGGCGCCGCCCGAGCUCGGCCGGUGCGCACGCGUCCUGGGAGGCGCGCGCGGGACCCGCCGGCGCCGCCACUGCGCAGCCUCCCGCGCAGCCCCGGCCCGCACCCCAGCCGCGCGCGCCCCUUCGGCCCCGCUGCCUCCCCGCCCGGCGCAGCCUCCCGCGGCCUCCCCGCCGCCGCCGCCGCCGCUCCGGCCCGGGCCGGCCAUGGCGCUCAACAAUUUCCUUUUCGCGCAGUGCGCCUGCUACUUCCUGGCCUUCCUGUUCAGCUUCGUGGUGGUGGUGCCGCUGUCCGAGAACGGCCACGACUUCCGCGGCCGCUGCCUGCUCUUCACCGAGGGCAUGUGGCUGAGCGCCAACCUCACGGUGCAGGAGCGCGAGCGCUUCACGGUGCAGGAGUGGGGCCCGCCGGCCGCCUGCCGCUUCAGCCUGCUCGCCAGCCUCCUGUCGCUGCUCCUGGCCGCCGCGCACGCCUGGCGCACGCUCUUCUUCCUCUGCAAGGGACACGAGGGCUCCUUCUUCUCUGCCUUCCUGAACCUCCUGGUCAGCGCCUUCGUGGUCUUCCUGGUCUUCAUCGCCAGCACCAUCGUGAGUGUGGGCUUCAGCAUGUGGUGUGACGCCAUCACCGAGAAGGGCACCGUGCCCCACAGCUGUGAAGAGCUCCAGGACAUUGACUUGGAGCUGGGCGUGGACAACUCUGCCUUCUAUGAUCAGUUUGCCAUUGCCCAGUUUGGCCUCUGGGCCUCGUGGCUGGCCUGGCUGGCCGUCACCACGCUGGCCUUCCUGAAGGUGUACCACAGCUACUGCCGGGAGGACCUGCUGGACAGCCUGAUCCAUGAGAAGGAGCUGCUGCUGGCCCGGCCAUCCCCACGCACCUCCUUCCAAGAGGAGAAGAGCGCUGUCAUUUAGGCACAGUGCCGGCGGGCAGUGGGGGAGCGGCCCGGGCCUCCCUGUUGCACUCGGGGGCACAGGCCGGCCUGGGGGAGCAGCUGGGGGGCUCUGCCUGGGCCCCGGCCUCAUGCAGCCCUGCGUGUGUCCCCUCGAACCGUGUGUAGUGAGAUGAGUGCCCCAGGGCCCACGUGUGAGCCUGGCGGUGGACUGGGUGGGUGCCGGCUCCCUGAUGAGGAUGGUGCAGAGAGACUGUGGGGGUGCCUCGUGCAGGACCCCGUGCCUGUCCCGUAGGACCUGACUGGCUAGCCUGGGUGGAGGGUGUCCAGCUGGUCUCCUCCAGCCCCUGCCCGAUGCUGGCCCAGGGGUGGCCAGACGUCACUCACCCCUGAAUGAAUUCUGCAUGAAUUCUGCCAUCCAGGCAGAGGCUGAGUGUGGGGAGGGGCUCACGGCACCUUCCAGCCUCUGGCCCUGGGUCAGCCCCUCCCUGGCUGAGUCCCCCUCCUGGGUGGGUGCCACAGGCCUGGGAGACCCCAUGGCCUGCCUCAUGGAGGCUUCUGAGGCCCUGUGAGUUGGCCUUACUGUGUGUGGGUCCUCUGUGCUAGGCUGGGGAAUGGGGAGGCGGGAAGCUGGGCUCUACAAAGUCGGGGGCAUCAUCUGGUUGGGGGUUUGGGGGGCACAUAAACUACACAGCAUUGCACCAGGAGCCAUGGCAGGGGGCUGUGUGGGUGAGUGUGCAUGGGAGGGUGGGAUUCUGUGAGUACCUUUGUGCAUAGGAGGGUGUGAUGGUGUGAAUAUGUGAGAUGAGAGUGUGACUGAGUGUUCAUGGGAGGUGUGAGUGUGACUACAUGUGAGUGUGUGACUGCAUGUGGGGGUGUGACUAUGUAUGUGAGGUGUGAGUGUGUGACUGCUGUGUGUGCAUGUGUGUGACUGCAUGUGAGGGUGUGACUGCAUGUGAGUGUGUGACUGCAUGUGAGGGUGUGACUGCUGUGUGUGACUACAUGUGAGUGUGUGACUGCAUGUGAGGGUGUGACUAUGUGAGGUGUGAGUGUGUGACUGCUGUGUGUGCACGUGUGUGACUGCAUGUGAGGGUGUGACUGCUGUGUGUGACUACAUGUGAGUGUGUGACUGCAUGUGAGGGUGUGACUGCAUGUGAGGGUGUGACUAUGCAUGUGAGGUGUGAGUGUAUGACUGCAUGUGGGUGUGACUGCUCUGUGUGACUACAUGUGAGUGUGUGACUGCAUGUGAGGGUGUGACUGCUGUGAGUGUGUGACUGCAUGUGGGGCGUGACUGCAUGUGAGGGUGUGCAUGUGAGUGUGUGACUGUGAGGGUGUGACUGCAUGUGAGUGUGACUGGAUGUGAGUGUGACUGCAUGUGAGGGUGUGACUGCAUGUGGGUGUGACUGCAUGUGAGUGUGACUACAUGUGAGUGUGUGACUGCAUGUGAGUGUGUGACUGCAUGUGAGGGUGUGACUGCUGUGUGUGACUACAUGUGAGUGUGUGACUGCAUGUGAGGGUGUGACUAUGCAUGUGAGGUGUGAGUGUGUGACUGCAUGUGGGUGUGACUGCUCUGUGUGACUACAUGUGAGUGUGUGACUGCAUGUGAGGGUGUGACUGCUGUGUGUGACUACAUGUGAGGGUGUGACUGCAUGUGAGGGUGUGACUAUGCAUGUGAGGUGUGAGUGUAUGACUGCAUGUGGGUGUGACUGCUCUGACUACAUGUGAGUGUGUGACUGCAUGUGGGGUGUGACUGCAUGUGAGGGUGUGCAUGUGAGUGUGUGACUGCUUGUGAGGGUGUGACUGCAUGUGAGUGUGUGACUGCAUGUGUGUGCAUGUGAGUGUGUGACUGCAUGUGAGUGUGUGACUGCAUGUGAGUGUGUGACUGCAUGUGAGGGUGUGACUGCAUGUGAGUGUGUGACUGCAUGUGAGGGUGUGACUGCAUGUGAGGGUGUGACCGCAUGUGAGGGUGUGACUGCAUGUGUGUGCAUGUGUGUGACUGCAUGUGAGCGUGUGACUGCAUGUGUGUGCAUGAGUGUGUGACUGCAUGUGAGUGAUUGCAUGUGAGUGUGUGACUGCAUGUGAGGGUGUGACUGCAUGUGUGUGCAUGUGAGUGUGUGACUGCAUGUGAGCGUGUGACUGCAUGUGUGUGCAUGUGAGUGUGUGACUGCAUGUGAGUGAUUGCAUGUGAGGGUGACUGCAUGUGAGGGUGUGACUGCAUGUGUGUGCAUGUGAGUGUGUGACUGCAUGUGAGUGAUUGCAUGUGAGUGUGUGACUGCAUGUGAGUGUGUGACUGCAUGUGAGGGUGUGACUGCAUGUGACUGUGUGACUGCAUGUGAGGGCUUGUGUGCAUGGGAGCGUGUGGGAUGUGAGUGUGAGGGUGCGAGUAUCUGUGACAUGUGCAUAUAUGUGAGUGUGUGAGGAGCAUGUAGGUGUGUGUGCUGGGCAGGGGUGUCUGCACACAGCGUGUGUGUACAGCAUGGGCAUGGGCAAGUGCAGGUGAACGUGCCUGUGAGCAUGUGCAAGCCUGUGAGUGUGCCUGUGUGUUUGAACACUGUGUGUGUGAGGGGAGCCGUGGGCGCUGUGUGGGCAGCCCCCUGCCCCUCCCAUGGGCUCUCGUGCCCAGCGUCCAUCUGAGAGAGGAGAGAGCUGCCUUCCCAUUCUGCAGAGUUUGUGUGCCAAGGCCCAGAGGAGGCAGGUGGAGGAGCUGGGAUGUGAACCUGGGACCCCAGGGUGCGGGGGCCGCUUGACUGUGGACCCCGCCCUUCGGGAGAGCCCAGGGCCCACCUCCUCUGGAGGUUCCGGGGUCCUUGUUCUGAGGCAGGGGCCUCCCCACCUGGGGCUCCAUAAGAGGCUGUUUCUUGGCUGAGUGCUGCUAAGUGCUCUUUGCUGCUGCACCCACCCUCCUGGGGAGAGGUGAGGCCCCCGCUCCCCAUGUUGGUGACCCUCCCUGUCCACCAGCAGCUGGCUUGCACCUCUGGGUGGCUGGGCACCAGUCUCCUGGUGGCCACAUGCCUGGGUCUGCAUGGAGGGGCCUGGUGGGACCAUCAUCCUGCAUCCUGGGAAUGAGGCCAGCAGGUGACUGGUCAGGCUGUGGCAAGGGCAGGUGCCUAUCAUAGGGUGUCAAGGCCAGGGGGCGAGGCCCUGGCAGCUCAAGGGGGCUCUGAUCUCAGGGCCCAGCUGACUUUCCAGCUGGCAGCCAUGUCCUCAAGGGAAGGGGUUUAGACAGAAUCUGAGGCCCUGAAGCUGAUGGGGUCCCCUGUCCCCCCUGCCAGCCCUGACCCACUGGACAUGGGGACUCUUCAGCCUCUCCCCCACCAGCCCUGACCCACUGGACACGGGGACUCUUCCCAGCCCUGAGAGCUCCUUGCCUGUGUCUCCAGCAGAAGGUGGGGUGGCUCCUGCCUCACCUCUGCCUGACCCUGAUCCAGGCCACAGCCAUCUAGGGCCCGGAAGGAGGGGCAGGAGGCAAGAGUGGCUUCUGGGACCCGAGGGUCAACCCCGGUUGGGUCUGCCCUUGGUAGCUGCACUGCUGGAUUCCAGGAGCUGGUCUGGGGUAGCCCCGUGGCCAGGGUGAUGGACAUCCAUGCUGCACACAGACACAGACCUGGCCCUGGCUGGGGGUCGCUGGAGCCCAGACACCAUCACCCUGGAAAGGGGCAGCUGGGCCUGGGGCAUGCUGGGAAGGGACUGGGGUCCUGGCCAUGGGCUCUGCAGGGUCCCUUGGGGGACUGGGCCUCUCCCAGGCAGGAAGGUGGGAAGUGGGGGUACGACCUGGGGCUCUGGAGGCAGAUCCCCCGUGCUGCUUCUGAGCUGCCUUCGCUUCUCUCCUGGCUGUGUGAUAAUGGGUAUCCCUGUUCUAAUUCCACUCUGGCUAAACUGAAGGAAAGAUCCUUACGCUUACAUGUGUCCGUUCCUCGAAGUCAAAAUAAAAACAAAGCUCUUGAGUCUCCAGCA